Beta vulgaris subsp. vulgaris (sugar beet) is the source of this 5456-nucleotide messenger RNA. Its product is annotated as protein HUA2-LIKE 2. The record is from RefSeq and is a predicted model, not a curated record. Gene Ontology annotation, biological process: regulation of transcription by RNA polymerase II. The coding region runs from base 556 to 5004 and encodes 1482 amino acids. Lineage: Eukaryota; Viridiplantae; Streptophyta; Magnoliopsida; Caryophyllales; Amaranthaceae. Gene Ontology annotation, molecular function: transcription coregulator activity; double-stranded DNA binding. Gene Ontology annotation, cellular component: nucleus. The transcript has 13 exons.
UUCCUCCUCUUUCCCUUUGUACAAUUUUUCCCCCAAAAUCUCUCUCCCCCCUUUCUUUCUUUUCCUGUUUAGGGUUAUCUGCAAACCGCAGUCACUCUUCUCUCUCUCUCAUCUUCCAAAACCAGCAAAAUCAUCAAUUCAACAACAACAACAACAACACUGAAUUUCCUCUUUUGUUUAAUUUGUACAACAAUUAGGGAUUAGGGAUUUGUGAAAUUUCAAUGCCUGCCAAUUUGUCAACUUCUUUGGCUGCUGGAAAUUAUCGCCACUUCGGAACUACUCGCUUCGCUUUCACAGCGAAAGCGAGUGGCGCCGCUGCUGUUGCUGUUGUUUCCCCUUUCUUAUUAGAGAUUCUUCUUAUUUUUUUCUUCUUCUUCUUCACCAAUUUCAAUUUCAUUUGGGAUUUUUCCUGAACUCCCCCAUCAUUUUCUAUUCUUUUUUUCUUUUCUUUUGUUUUCUUUAUAAAUUGAGAUAGGGUUUUUGUUUUAUUAUUAUUGUAUCUUCUUUUUAAUUGGGAGGAAAACUGAUAAGAGAAAGUGGAGUCGUUGUUGCUCUAUGGCGCCGAGUCGAAGGAAGAGUGCUAGCAAAGCUGCUGCUGCUGUGGCAGCUCGCCGCCAGUGGAAAGUUGGUGAUCUUGUUCUUGCAAAGGUCAAAGGUUUUCCGGCUUGGCCGGCUACGGUAAGUGAGCCAGAGGAAUGGGGCUAUUCAUCUGAUUGGAAGAAAGUACUGGUUUACUUCUUUGGCACAAAGCAAAUAGCCUUCUGCAACCCUGCUGAUGUGGAGGAGUUCACGGAAGAGAAGAAAGAAUUACUUCUGGGUAAGCGCCAGGGACGAGGUGCUGAUUUUGUUCGAGCUGUGCAGGAGAUUGUUGAUUGUUACGAUAAGUUGAAGGAAAAUAACCGGGUUGAUAAUCUGAGCUCUGGUGAUCCUGUCCCUGAAAAAGCUGUAACUGGUGAUGUUAGUGCAACUAAUGCAACAGAUCCUGAUGCAAUACAUAAUUCCACUGUGAAAUCUUCUAACUCUUCUAGACCAAAAGAUGAACCAGGUACUGCUAUAGAGGACGUUGGAGCACUCACUGAAGUGGAAUCUUUGAGAAAGAGGGGGCCAUCUGAGGAACUUGAUAAUAAUGCUGUUGCACCCAGCUUGUCUAUACCUAAUACUUACACAUUAAGGAAAAAGUCUAGAAGCAGUCAGCCACAACGGUCUGCUAAUAAAAAGAAAACAUCAGUUCAAAGGUCCCGCAGUUCAUUGAGAUUUCAUCCUUGUGGUCUACAAAAUGGUGAUUUGAAAUCUAAUGAUAGCAAACAUUCUGAUGAAGUUGGCUUAAAUGGGUUUUUGGAUGGUCCGCUCAGAAGAGCAAAGAGGAGUAAAAGAUCACCUGAUUUGAUUGCUCCCAGCGUUGGGGAUUCACCUGUUUGUCAUUCCAAUGGAACCAUUGAAGAUGAUGGAUCUGAGAUUGCUAUGGCUGACUCUGAGAAUCUGAGUAAUAAUGAAUGUAGUGCCAUUGAGUCUAACCACAAACGCGAAUCAGGUAUUUUUAGUGGAAAUUCUGAAGGUCUUGAGUUAUGUAGAAGGCUUGAUUUUCCAGCAAAGACUGCUGUUGUGAGGAAAAAAAGGAACCCAGGAAGAAAGCGAGCUCAAAAUGAUGGUCUGGAAUCUACUUCAAGGUCUGAUCAAGAAGUUAGUAAUGAGAUACGGGGCUUGAAAGAUGCCUUGAUAUUGCCAGCUUUGUCUGCAAAUUUGAUUGAUAGUCAUCCCAAGGAUGAAGGUGAUGAACACUUACCACUAGUAAAACGUGCUAGAGUUCGGAUGGGCAAAUUGCUCGCUGAGGAGCAUCAGACUCUUGAUUUUCUUGUGAAGAGUGAGGAGAAACAGACUCUUGAUUUUCUCGUGAAGAGUGAGGAGAAUCAGAUGCAUGAUUUUCAUGUGAAGAGUGAGGAGAAAUCCUUAGAUUCUGUUUGUGCUAGUGGAUAUCGAUUGCCAACCACACCCUUGAAUUGUGAUGAUAUUCAUCCACCAAGAAACUUGUUAACUGUGAAUGAAUUAAUGGUAGCUUCUCCUGUGAAUACUAUUAACCAGAUUCAGGAGGAUAAGCCUCAACCUCAGAAGAACGACUCUUGUGCUGUUAAUGAGCCAGUAGUGUGUUCUCCGGUGGAAAAUCCAGGGGAUAAGACUCAGCCAUGGAACAGUAAGAUAAAUCCCCCAUCGGGCUGUGUGUUUGAUGGUGAAGCAGCUUUGCCUCCGUCUAAGCGCCUUCAUCGGGCUUUAGAAGCCAUGUCAGCCAAUGCUGCUGAAGAGAGUCAAACUCCAUUAGAGGUAUCUUUGUCAACAGAAGUAGAAAUGGAAGAGUCUCAUCUCACUUUUAGAAAUGCCAACUCUGACAUGCUUGUGAAGAAUGUUGCAGUCAAUAACUUGGAAUCACAUGAUGGUUCUUUGAAUUGUAAUAAUGCUUUGCUUGAUGAUUGCUCCGGACUUCUUAAAAUUUCUAACUCGUCCAGCUGUGAAGUAAUAACUAAGUCAUUUCAAGAAGUGUCUAUGUUGGACUCACCUGACAGGAAUUUGGAAAGUGAAAAGGCUGAAUUCAAAGAUAAUGCUGAGGAAGCAGUUGUUCGCACAGAUAAUAAAGACCUCAGUGGGUCCGAGAGUACUAAGGCACCUGAUAAUGACGUCCUAGAUCAGGCUUCACAAGUCUUCUUGAGCAGUGUAACUGAGUCAGGGCCCUUGUUGCAAUCUCCUACUAUUCAGCCUCCUUUGAUGGUUUUAAAUAAAGUGGGAGAUGAAGCGAUGCACGAGAGUGGGAUAGAAUGUAACAAGUCUGAAGAUAGUCUGCAUUCUGUUAGAGACAGAGAUGUAGAAUGUAACAAGUCUGACGAUAGUUUGCAGUUUGAAGAAAAAGCGGUAGAUGUAGAAUGCAGUAAUGGUACUUCUGCAAACCUCUGUAACGAAGAGGCUAGAAAUUUUGCAGCAAAUGAAAAUUUGGAGGCUCUUAUGGACCAACAUACUGAAGCUAGUAGCAUAUGCGAGUCUGUGGACAAGCUCAACCAUACAGCAACAGAUGUAAGAUUGAAUGUCUCGUCAUCGCCUCCGUUCGAUGCAUCUUCACAGCGAACAUGUCAUGGUGCCUCUAUUUCUGGAGGUGGCCUGUCUAAUGAUCUAAAUGAUGCUAGUAAACUUGCAUGUAUCCUCCCUGCUGAAGCAGAUAAACAGAAGCAUGUUUCUCCAAAUAACCUCACAGCCGCCUCAGAUAAUAGUUAUCAUUCUCCGCAUAGGGAGUGUCGUGUCACUGAUGACAAGUUACCUCAUAAUAAACUCGCCGCACAUACUGCUGAAAGUAAAGUUUUGGAUGCUGGUAUGCGCCAUCAGGGUAAGUCAGGGGAAAGAACCAAUCUUGCAGAAGUGAAAGCUGCUUUGGCAUCUCUUGAAUUAACACUUGGGUCAUUGACUAGAACCAAAGAAAGCAUAGGUCGGGCAACACGAAUAGCAGUUGACUGUGUAAAAUUUGGUAUUGCUGCUGAGGUGGUAGAGCUUCUUGUUCUUUAUCUGGAGAAAGAGUCGAGCUUGUACAGACGAGUUGAUCUGUUCUUCCUUGUGGAUUCCAUUGCACAAUGCUCUCGAGCUUUGAAAGGUGAAGUUGGUGGUACAUACAUCUCAGCCGUCAAGGAGACCCUUGCACGCAUGUUAUCAGCUGCUGCCCCACCUGGACAAGCUGCUAGAGAAAACCGUAGGCAAUGCUUGAAGGUCUUGAGGCUAUGGUUGGAAAGAAGAAUCCUCCCCGAAUCCAUUAUCUGUCAACACAUAAGGGAGCUGGACUCACUUAACUGUUCCUCUUCUACUGGUGGUUACUCUCGCCGCAUGUCAAGGACAGAGAGAUCUUUUGAUGAUCCUUUACGAGACAUGGAAGGCAUGAUGGUUGAUGAGUAUGGGAGAAUUUGCUUUGGGACUCUCCCUCUUUGUUUGAUUCUGAAGCUAAAAAGCAACUCAAGCUUUCAGCUUCCUGGGUUUUGCAUGCCUCGUAUGCUUAAAGAAGAAGAUGAUGUGAGUGAAGAUUCUGAUGGAGGGAGUUUUGAGGCUGUAACUCCUGAGCAUGAUUGUAAAAAUCAAGAAUCACAUGAAGUGGCUGCAGUGGUUGCGACGGAGAAGCACAAGCAUAUCUUGGAGGAUGUUGAUGGUGAGCUUGAAAUGGAGGAUGUGGCUCCCUCGAGUGAUAUUGAAAUGGAUCCAUCUUCUACUACUGCUAUCGACACUGCUCUUGAUACACAUAGUUGUAAAGAACAAUUCACCUCUUUCGUCCCUCCAUUACCUCAUGAUGUACCACCUCGAGCACCUCCUUUGCCUACUUCCCCACCUCCCCUUCCGCCUCUCCCACCACCUCCACCCCCACCACCUCCGCCGCCACCUCCUGCACUUGCUCCCCAUGUGUCUAAUAUGUGUCACAUGGAUGUUGAUUCGCAGCUUCAUGCUGGUAGAAAUUGCAUGCAAGAAGCAAUUUCAUCACGACCUCCAGCUUCUGGAAUGCACCAUCCAAUGCAAAUGCCCCCAUCAACUAGCUGCUCUUACAAUUCAUAUCCUGUAAUGCAUAAUCCUGUAGCACCAGGGAAUAAUCUUCAACCGAUGGAUGGGAACUUGUAUGGCAAAGGUUAUAAUCUUAGGCCACCGUACCCAUCGUCAUCCAAUCAAUUUUCAUUUCUUCAGCCCGAUCAGCAAGUUCGCCCACAAAGGGAGGUUGCACCCCCGCCCUACUAUGAUCGGUCUCGCUUUGGCCAGAAUGCAGAGGGUGGCCAAUUUUAUGGCGACCAAGAUAACGUCAGACCGCCGAGACAUGAGUUGACAGAUGGCUGGGGAUAUUCCAGACCUCCAUUUCCCAGUCCUUGUGAACCAAUGAGACCACCUAACCAUGGGUGGGCUUAUCCUCCCCAUCCAGUGCACCAUCGACCAAUUAGACCACCUUGUGAUGGUACUGCUCCAGUAGCCGCAAGAGGUUCUGGCUACUGGCGACCAAGAUGAGCAUUGUGUUAUAGCCAUUUGGCAGCGGCUGUUAGGCAAAUUUUUUGGUCCAGAUAAUCCGGCUUUUGUGCAAAGGAUUGAGGGAUUCGUAUAUGUGCAAUACUAUAUCCAAGUUGCAAAUUACAAAUACUGGGGACGGGCUUAGCUGGUUGCUUUUGUAUAUAAACGUGUACUCUCCAGUUGCAUUUGAUUUGGUUCUUGCACCUGUGACAGUCAAUGACGUAUAGACUGUAAUCCGAUCGAUUCUAAUAUGUAUCAUUCAUAAUCUCUUCCUCCCUCCCCCUCCGAAAUAUUAAAUUAGCCGUAGUGUUGUCAUACAAGAAAGCCCGUUUAGGAAAUUGUUAAAUUUUUUGGGGGCUGUUGUAAUACAUAUCUGGUUUCCCUAUAUGCAGCCCGAUAUCUGCACAGUUGUAAAGAAAUUUUGUCUAUAAAUUUAGACGAGUUUUCAGAUA